Messenger RNA from Paraglomus occultum, 2145 nucleotides. NCBI's taxonomy places the organism in Eukaryota, Fungi, Glomeromycota, Glomeromycetes, Paraglomerales, Paraglomeraceae. The record is from the annotation of a GenBank genome assembly.
AUGAAUUUUAUAUCAUCCAAGCGUGUUGAUCCAAGCCUGUUCACUCCGCCCGUUAAGCUUGUGCGGCGAGAUCCGAGUGCGCCUCCUCGCAAUCAAGCAACUGCCUCACCUGUUGAAAAUGCCACACUUAACACGCCAACUCCAGGUCCAUCAGCAAAAGCACCUGGUACAGAUACAUCCCAAAUAGCACCGUACGGUAAUGCUACCAGAAAUCGCCAAAAUCUGUUCAAAAAAAAAACGAAACAAGUCCAUAUUGCGCCAGAAGAAUCUAGGAAGCUCAGAGCAGAAGAAGAAAAACCAUGGGUUCUCGAAGAUUACGAUGGAACAAACACUUAUAUUGGCGAACUCGAAGGCGGACAGCGAGCUAAUUAUGCCCUGUUCCUUCUCACAGAUGAUGGUUUCAAAGUGGUGUGCGUAGAUAAAUGGUAUAAAUUCAAAUCAAAAAUCAGACAUCGUACACUUACUAUAGAAGAAGCCGAAGAGGCUAUUGCAAAAGCAGCCAAACGUGACAAUGACCGUUGGAUGAUGCACAAAUGGAGUAAAUCAGCGGAGGAUGAGCAGCUCGAAGCAAAAGAAGGAGGCAUAUUUGACCGCAAAUCAACUUUAAAAACAGUCGAAACGUAUGAUGACGAUUUAUUUGGGGAGGAAGACGAUGAAGAGGCACAUGUUAGUAAGCGGAAAGUUCGAGGUGACGUUGAUGAGGAAUGGGACUUUGAUGAAGUAUUUGAAGAUGACGAGGAAGCUCCCGCUGAAGUAAAAGACGAAGAGGAAAAAGAGGUCGAGAGGAGACAAAAGAAAUCAAUGAGGAAAGGUUCAGAUGACGAAGAUAUGGAAGAAGAGGUACCAGAAACACUCACGUCUACUGGUAAACAGAUGAAGAAACUCGUGCGCUCUCUAGAGGAAAACGAAGCGUAUGUUAGUGAUAAAGAGGAAGAUCCCUAUGCCAGUAGUGUAGAAGAAGAGGAUACUGAAGACGAGGAAAAAUCGUCUGGGGAACUAGGAAAGACAGCAUCAGGUGCAGCAACACAAAAACCGCCACAAAUAGCGCCGAAAAGCAAGACUGGCGGCACGAACAAAGCCGGCACUGCCCCCCAAAAAACCAGACCAACCGCUGGCACAAAGCUGCCCGCAGAUUCGAAAAAUAAAACCGCUGUCCUUUCCAAAUCAAAACCAUCGACCUCUUCUAAAUCAACGACAGAUGCUAAAGGUAAACCUGCGUCUGUCGCACAGAAGACAAAGGAUGGUACGAAACUCUCUCAAUCGCAUAAAUCAAAGUCAUCCCAGCUUUCUCACCAGAAGGUAUCAGCCGCGCCUCGAUCUCAAUCACCUGUAUCUCCAAUGCGCACCAAUGUGUCUGUUAAUGGGUCGCAAGCAGUGUCACCAACACAUGCGAGUUCUGUUUCGUCGUCGCAUAGUGUUAAAUCGCCGACGGGUACAUCUGAUGUUGCUGGAGCAGCCCCAGGAAAAACAGCGAAACGCAAGCCUAUACCGCCUGGUGCUUCAACAUCACAGUCUGGUACCGAAACAAGUGGUAUUCCACAGAAGCGUUCUUUGACAAAAACUUCCACACAGCCAACAAAGAAGCUUAAAUCGGGAUCGGAUACUAACGUUGAUGUUGGCAAGCCUGUCUCAUCUUCCAAACCUAAAAUUAACAUUGUUAUGGGACGGUCCACUUCUGAGAUUUCCGCAGAAUCGUCGAAAAGUGUGGAUGCUCCCAGGAAAUUAAAAAUUACCACAUCAGCGUCAUCAGCGUCAUCAGCCUCUUCGGCAGCUUCGCAAACCAGGCCAUCGUCUCAACACAAACCACCAUCUCAAUCCAGGGCUUCAACACAAACCGGACAGACUCCUCGGCCCUCCCCAGUGCCCACAGCUAGUUCUUCUGUAGUAUCUCAAUCCAGGACGUCAACGCAAACCGGACCUUCUCGGCCCUCCCCAGUGCCCACAGCUAGUUCUUCUGUAAUUACAGAGGCGGAGGUCGUGCGCAUCAUUUCCAGUAGUCCGCAGAUGACUACACGGCAGUUGAUCAAAGAAUUGAAAGAUAAAAUAAAGAAAGAUGAUCAAAACCGAGCAAUUCUGAGGGAAUUAGUAGCGCGAGUAGGUGUUAUUAGUGGGGAUGGAUAUCUUGUCUUAAAGAAUAGAGACUAA